CUCUCCCGAGUGAGGUAUGUGUCCGUUUUGAAGUGUCCGUUUUGUUUUGGUCAUCUUCAUCGGUGAUCAGCCCAGCGAUCUAGCCAUGUGGAAGCUACUGUGGGCGGUCAUUCUGGUGACCGUGCUCUCCACGUGUCAUACAGAUGCAAAGAGAAGUAAACGUGCAAUAGAAAACAGCCCACAGUUCCAGGGUUAUGUCUAUGAGCCACCCUCUAAACCUUUUACUUUACCCCCUCCAGUGACGUCACGGACAAGCAUAAUAACAUUUAGGCCAACUACGGUGACAUUAACACCAUAUACUUAUACAACUCCAAGAGUUCAGACAACGGUAAGAACUCCACCAGCACCAUCAAGAACAACAUAUGUGACACAAGGAUAUACGUAUACAACUCCGAAGACUCCAUUCCCAACGCCUAAAACAACGCCGCCAAGAACGCCACCGCCACCGCCACCGACACCACCAAGAACUCCACCGCCACCACCAAGAACAUCAACAUAUGUGGUGACACAAGGAUAUACAUAUACAACCCCGAGAACUCCAUUCCCGAUACCGCCUAGAACAACACCAUCGCCGCCGCCUAGAACACCACCACCGCCACCGACACCACCAAGAACUCCACCGCCACCACCAAGAACAUCAACAUAUGUGGUGACACAAGGAUAUACAUAUACAACCCCGAGAACUCCAUUCCCGAUACCUCCUAGAACAACACCACCGCCGCCUAGAACACCACCACCGCCACCUAGAACACCACCACCGCCGCCUAGAACACCACCACCGCCGCCUAGAACACCACCACCACCGCCUAGAACACCACCACCGCCACCAAGAACACCACCUCCAGUAACAAGCGGAGGAUACGUUUAUACAAAUCCAAAUACGGAAUUUACAUUGCCACCGAGAACACCGCCACCAAGAACCGUGCCGCCACCAACUCCUCCACCGCGAACACCACCACCAUAUUUACCACCUGUGAAGACUCCACCACCAUAUACAAGACCCCCAUAUACACCACCUCCACAAACUCCUCCACCGAGAACGCAGCCACCAUACACAAGGCCUCCAUACACACCGCCUCCACAAACUCCUCCACCGAGAACGCAGCCACCGUACACAAGGCCCCCAUACACACCGCCUCCACACACUCCUCCACCGAGAACGCCGCCACCAUACACAAGGCCCCCAUAUACACUACCUCCACAAACUCCUCCACCGAGAACGCCACCACCAUAUAUACCACCCCCACAAACUCCUCCACCGAGAACGCCGCCACCAUACACAAGGCCCCCAUACAUACCACCUCCACAAACUCUUCCACCGAGAACGCCACCACCAUAUAUACCACCCCCACAAACUCCUCCACCACGAACACCACCACCAUAUUUACCACCUGUAAAGACUCCGCCACCAUACACAAGGCCUCCAUACACACCACCUCCACAAACUCCUCCACCGAGAACGCCGCCACCAUACACAAAGCCUCCAUACACACCACCUCCACAAACUCCUCCACCGAGAACGCCGCCACCAUACACAAGACCUCCAUACACACCACCUCCACAAACCCCUCCACCGAGAACGCCGCCACCAUACACAAGGCCUCCAUACACACCACCUCCACAAACUCCUCCACCGAGAACGCCGCCACCAUACACAAGACCUCCAUACACACCACCUCCACAAACCCCUCCACCGAGAACGCCGCCACCAUACACAAGGCCUCCAUACACACCACCUCCACAAACUCCUCCACCGAGAACACAACCUCCGUAUUUACCACCUGUGAAGACUCCACCACCAAAAACACCGCCACCGUAUAUUCCGCCUCCUCGAACUCCUCCACCAAGAACACCACCCCCAAGAACACCACCACCUCCUCCACCUCCACCUAAAACCGCACCUUCUUAUUUGCCUCCACUUCCAACAAGACCUCCUUAUGUAUCAAGGACAACAACACAAGGAUCUAUAGAAUAUGAAAUUAAACCAAUCGAUACUGAAUUUGGAAGGUAUACUACGAAAACAUCUACUCGUUUAACUACAAGACCUACGCCAAGAAUUACUACACAAUAUACUACGCGACCUAUUCCUCAAAUAAGUACGCGAGUCACUGCUCAGCCAUCUACUUACCUUCCGCCUUAUUCUGAGCCAUCCACCAGAUAUACCCCAACUAUAUACACAACGACCAAAUACACUUCACCGACGACCAGAUAUACUCCACCGACGACUAGAAACACCUACACCCCGACAAUUACAACCAGAUAUACUACCACUCCUAUCACUACAAGAUAUACUCCAUCUAUAAGAACGACAUUUUCGACGUAUAGUCCGACUACGCCUGUCUAUUCAUCGACCAUUCCGUCAACUUUUACUCCAACUCGACCACCACCAUAUCUUCCGCCGUCAACCCCAAGACCAGUAUAUCCAACUGUGACGCCACCACCGCCACCUGAUCCUAUUUUCAGCAUUACACCCAGCACGCCAACUUUGCCGCCACCAACCGGAAGGCCUGCACCACCUCCAACACUGCCGCCUACAACACCCAGGCCAACUUUAGGAUAUAAUUACCCGAUUCCCGAUAUUCCGUUUGAAACUCGCAAACGAUGAAAAUAACAUGGGCUGACAUGAGCAGCUUGCAACGCGUCACGUUACCGAUUAAUAAAAUCUUAAAUAUUAGUAUGUAUAAUAUUAAUAUUAGCAAGAUUAUUUAAUAGUUGAUGUAGGUAACGCUGAAUCCUCCGCCAGAUAUUUAGAGUAUCAUCUUUUUUAUAUCAUUUUCGCCAUACUAUUUUUUCUAAAUAAAAAUUUACUCGGCCAACGUACGAAUGUCUUUUUACAUGUGUAAUAAGUAUAGAAAAGGAAUAAAAAACUUUUAGAAGAAUAUACUUACAUUACUUUUCCACUUUAACGUAAAAUGUGUUUUUAAUUUGAUACAAAAAACAUCGAAAUUAUUCCCAAAUGAAAUAAUUUCCAAAUGUUGCGUAUUUUAUAAAAUUCAGCGAUGCAUUUAACGUGAAAAUAAGGUAUAUAAAAAUACACAUACACACACACACACACACACACACACACAUACGCGCGCGCGCACGCACGCACGCACUCACAGGAUUGUAUAUGUAUAUACAAUCAGUGAGAAGCAUACACAUUUGUACAUUUGGAAGCGUAAUUAUAAUAUAUAUACGUAUAAAAAAUUA
Molecule: messenger RNA, 3189 nt
Organism: Atta colombica
Lineage: Eukaryota; Metazoa; Arthropoda; Insecta; Hymenoptera; Formicidae
Product: proline-rich extensin-like protein EPR1
Exons: 3
Coding region: 86-2605 (839 amino acids)
Source: RefSeq, a predicted model, not a curated record